AUGGACGAACUACGCUUUCGCUCCCAGCAGUCCCCGCGGGGCAACGACCAGUCCAUGCAUUCGUUUGUCUCACCUACUCGAAAUGCCUCCAGAAUGCCUGCCCCCCAAGUCAACCCUCAUGUCGGCGCCCACGACCAUCGAUCUGGCCUGCCUCGCCGCUUCACCACCGAUUCUGGUCGAGUCCCGACACUAUCCUCUCUGGGUGCUCAACGGGUACCCGAAUCCUCCCAGGACUAUAAUGCAAUGCACAAGGUGCAAUUGAUCGAGAAGAAGAAGAUGGAGUAUGAACGAAUCCGGGAGCAAAGGCGGAGGUUUGAGCUCGAGAUGCAAAAGCUGGAUCAACAACAAAGACGAGAGGCUUUGGAACUUGCUCAGAUGGAGGAGGAAGUCGGUAGAAUGGGUGGCCACCAGUCCGAGCCCACCACACCCCCCGAAUACCGAGACAACUCUGGAUUCCCUACGUUUUUAUCACGACCGAGUCGAUACUCAAUAUCAGGCUCGCAACUCGCUUCACCCCAAUCCGGUAUCAGACAGGCACGCUUUGGAUUUGAGGAUACUACGACCCAGAUGCCUUCUCGUUCUGUCCCAACUACGCGAAGAAACAGUGAUGAUGAGAAGGAGGAGGCUGUUCGACAAGAUCCUAGCAGUCAUCGUUCUGGUAAUGCAAUCAACCGGUACUCGAUGCCUGUGACGCGUUCACGUACGGGGAUGUAUGAUGUUGGCCUUGAUCAAACAAAUACUACUCGAUUUCUUUUUGGCGACGAGGAGACAAAUGCUGGAGGCCAUAGUGGUCCUGACGCAAACUUCCCAACUCUUAUUCGUCACGACGAUCAGAUUCUCUCAGCGUCCUCGGCCGCCCUAGAUCUUGCCCUAUCCCCGUCUCCUAAUCCCGAGGCGACAUCUUCUUCAAGAGGUUGGAGCCGUGUUGUUAACCGUCAUCGCCCUCAGCAGAGUCUCUCCUCGCUCAACGGAAGCUCCAACAUCGUAAGCGACCUUGUUGGUCUAGCAUCUCGACCUACUACUUCCCUCCGCCAUUCUAUCGACCUAAAGUACAUCUCAGAAAACGCAGUUGAGACUGGUGCCAUCAUGUCUCCUACGGCGACUCCCAACAUGGCGACUCCCCCUAAGCUGCAGAGUUCGUAUUCUUCGAGCGAUGUUCCCACGGUCAAGAGCCCUGGGACUUUGUCUUCCAAGACCAACAAUCAUGCCCAGCAGCAUUUCCACAACCAUAAUGCUAGCCUUGGCCGUAUCCCGGCUGGCGCGGUCCAUCGUGGCCACAGCCGGGAGCUCUCUUCAGAAAACCCUGCUGUUAGCCGUGAGCAGCCCAACUAUCCUUCAAUCCAGUCUGCUCUUCAGGCCAGUGCCGCUCCCUUUGGGCCCAGCACCACAGCUGCAGUGCCACCUUCUGCUAUGGUGAACCCUUCAGCUGGCGCCGCAGCCGCGAACAAUAGCUACAACAACAAUGGGUUCUAUCCCGUUAGCGGGUACGGUGCUCCUCACGGUGUUCCUCAAGGCGGCAUUCCCCAGGGUAUGCACCAGGGUGCUACCCAUCAGCCAGGAGGAUAUAAUGUCAAUAUGCUCGCGAACAGUAUGCAACAGAUGAACAUGAAUGGGGCCAACGGCAGCAACAUGUACCAGCCUCAGAACUACAACGGCUACAACGCCGGCCCCUACAACCAGGGUAACCAGCCUCGAGACAGCCAGGCACGCGUCAUUCAGCAUCGCCGACAGCUUGACAAUGAAGCCAUGUCUCGCUACCAGAAUACGCCUCUUGAUUCCUUCGUGGGCAACAUCUAUGAGCUUUGCAAGGACCAGCAUGGCUGCCGUUACCUCCAGAAGAAGCUUGAGGAGCGCAACGCCGAUCAGGUUCACAUGAUUUGGGUCGAAACCAACCAGCACGUCAUUGAGCUCAUGACGGACCCGUUUGGUAAUUAUUUGUGCCAAAAGCUCCUUGAGUUCUGCAAUGACGAUGAGAGGACUCUUUUGAUUCAAAACGCUGCCCAGGACAUGGUCCGCAUUGCCCUCAACCAGCACGGCACACGCGCACUCCAGAAGAUGAUCGAGUAUGUGAGCACCCCUCAGCAGGUUCACAUCAUCAUCGAGGCACUUCGCUUCCAGGUUGUGGAGCUCAUCCAGGACCUCAACGGCAAUCAUGUCAUUCAGAAGUGUCUUAACAAGCUUACCCCCCCUGAUGCCCAGUUCAUCUUUGACGCCGUCGGCAACAACUGUGUCGAAGUGGGCACUCACCGACACGGCUGCUGUGUUCUUCAGCGCUGCAUCGACCAUGCCUCUGGCGACCAGAAGCUGUGGCUUAUCCAGCGAAUUACCGAGCAUGCACGAAUCCUUGUCCAAGAUCCCUUCGGCAACUACGUCGUUCAGUACAUCAUUGACCUGAACGAACCUCUAUUUACCGAGCCUAUCGUUCUCACCUUCAAGGAUUGUAUUACUCAGCUGUCCCGCCAUAAGUUCAGCUCCAACGUCAUUGAGAAGUGUCUGCGCUGCGCCCAGCCCCCUUCCAAGGACCUGAUUGUGGAGGAGCUACUACGCAAUCAGGAGAUGGAGCGCCUCCUCCGGGACUCAUUCGCCAACUAUGUCAUUCAGACUGCUCUGGAGUAUGCUACUCCUCAUCAAAAGCAUCGCCUUGUAGAAGCCAUUCGCCCAAUUCUUCCCCAGAUACGAACAACUCCCUACGGUCGUCGUAUUCAAGCUAAGAUCUCGGCCUUCGACAACCGUGGAAGCGCUGCCUCCAGCGGGCAAGUGACACCAGCCGACAACACCCAGGGUCAAAUUCCUAUGCGCGCUACUCACGCUCGAGGUAUUCCUGGAAGUGGCCCUAUUUUGCAGGGCAAUGGUAUGCCUCACAACGGACCCAUGCCACCUAUGCGCCAGAACAUGCCUGUCUACUCUCCUAACCCCACCAUGAACGGUCAAGUUCCUACUGCUGGCGGACCUGUUCAGCAGCCUCAGUAUGGACAGAUGACCCCUGGCAAUUUUGCUCCCAACACUGCUGCCAACGGUGCCGCUAACGGCAGCGCCGGUAACAGUAGCCUUGCUGGCCAAGUUGGUGGCAACAGCGGCUCUACAAGCCCUACCAAUGGCAAUGGAAAUGUCAGCACGGGUCAGGGUGAACAGCCUCAGUGGGUUUAG
This is a messenger RNA of Fusarium redolens, 3147 nucleotides long. RefSeq names its product armadillo-type protein. The transcript has 7 exons. Gene Ontology annotation, cellular component: cytoplasm. Gene Ontology annotation, biological process: post-transcriptional regulation of gene expression. Bases 1 to 3147 code for a protein of 1048 amino acids. Lineage: Eukaryota; Fungi; Ascomycota; Sordariomycetes; Hypocreales; Nectriaceae. The record is from RefSeq and is a predicted model, not a curated record. Gene Ontology annotation, molecular function: mRNA binding.